This is a messenger RNA of Mus musculus (house mouse), 2507 nucleotides long. It is a transcript of the gene Pdyn, whose product is annotated as prodynorphin. NCBI's taxonomy places the organism in Eukaryota, Metazoa, Chordata, Mammalia, Rodentia, Muridae. The record is from RefSeq and is marked reviewed. The transcript has 4 exons. Gene Ontology annotation, biological process: neuropeptide signaling pathway. Bases 309 to 1055 code for a protein of 248 amino acids. Gene Ontology annotation, cellular component: extracellular region.
CUGGCAGCCUGUGCUCUGUGAGCGAGCGCUGAGAGGGCUGAGCGACAGGGGGAGACUCUCAUCUAUAAAAGGGGAAUAAGGCUCCAGAACUGCCAUAGGGGGAUUUGGUAGCCCUCGUCGCUUCCUCUGUGGCACUUCUCUGAGCUAGAGUCAGGGUACCUUCUGAAUCUUGGAUCGGCCACCCUACCACCUGAUCAGCCAGAAGCCUGCCAGGGACAAAGCAGUAAGCAGGUCAUUCAUCCCCAGGCUUUGAGAUCUGCGUGGGGGAGCUCUUGAAGCAGCCCCAGCAGGCAAACAAGUGAGUCAGAAUGGCGUGGUCCAGGCUGAUGCUGGCAGCUUGCCUCCUCGUGAUGCCCUCUAAUGUUAUGGCGGACUGCCUGUCCCUGUGCUCCCUGUGUGCAGUGAGGAUUCAGGAUGGGCCCCGUCCCAUCAACCCCCUGAUUUGCUCCCUGGAGUGCCAGGACCUGGUGCCGCCCUCAGAGGAGUGGGAGACAUGCCGGGGCUUCUCAUCUUUUCUCACCCUGACGGUCUCUGGGCUCCGUGGCAAGGAUGACUUGGAAGAUGAGGUUGCUUUGGAAGAAGGCUACAGUGCACUAGCCAAGCUCUUGGAACCCGUCCUGAAGGAGCUGGAGAAAAGCCGACUCCUUACCAGCGUCCCAGAGGAAAAGUUCAGGGGUCUCUCCAGCAGCUUUGGCAACGGAAAAGAAUCUGAGCUGGCGGGUGCUGACCGGAUGAAUGAUGAAGCCGCACAGGCGGGCACGCUCCAUUUUAAUGAGGAGGACUUGAGAAAACAGGCCAAACGCUAUGGCGGCUUUUUGCGCAAAUACCCCAAGAGGAGUUCCGAGAUGGCCCGGGAUGAGGACGGGGGCCAGGAUGGGGAUCAGGUAGGGCAUGAGGACCUGUACAAACGCUAUGGGGGCUUCCUGCGGCGCAUUCGCCCCAAGCUGAAGUGGGACAACCAGAAGCGCUAUGGUGGUUUCCUGCGGCGUCAGUUCAAGGUGGUGACGCGGUCCCAGGAGAACCCCAAUACCUAUUCUGAAGAUUUAGAUGUUUGAUGCAUAACACUUCCCCUCCAUGGAGUUGGGUCUGCCCCCUUCCUUGUACUAGAACCCCCUGCUUCAUCCUCUUGUGCUUGUUCCGCUGCUUGCUCCAUUCAGCACUCCCAUGAGAACGUCUAAGAGCAUCCCACCCCUGUUCUGCUUGUUUUCAGGCAGGGGCAGGGAAGAGUGGAGAUCCCCUGCCAAUAGGCCCAGGGUCCGGCUCAAACCCCAAGACCUCUAAACUACCACUACUAGUGGCUUUUUGACUUCAGCGUAACCGCUCUGUCCCUGUGAUCCCUGCCCAUCCCAGAAUCCAGAGAAACUUGUUCUUUAUUCCUAUACGUCUGUGGUUUCCAAACUUCACUGAACGUGUGCUCCUCUCGGAAGAAAAAUGAGCACUUCCUGGUAGUAUUGCAUGGGAACUGUGAGAUAUGCAGUGUAGAAACAUAAAACCAGAUACAUGCAAAUGAGGAUCCUAACUAUAUUCUCAGCCACAGAGGCUCUUCUUAUGCACCCUACCCUGGAGGCCACAGGAUAAAUGAAAAGCCUUUUCAAGGACAGGGAUUAUAACCCUAGAGAGGCUGGGCCUCUAGCAUGCUAAUUGUCUGUACACCCAGAGUCCUCAUAGUUUCAAACGUUUCCUGGAAAAACCCAGCUCCUAGACCCCGGUUAGGGCAGUACCUUUCCCAAGGGUGAAAUCCCCUUGCUUAUGAUGAGACGCCAUCCUUCUGAAGGCUGAAGUGAUAAGGGGGGAGCAAAGCAAACUAAUUUGUUCUGUACAACAAAUUCAGAAUUUGGGCCAGUUCCCACAGCCCUCAUUAAAACCGAUCAGUAUCACACUUCUAGCCCAUGAGGAACUGCAUCGGAGUGGAGCUGAUGCGGCUGGGCACAGCUGUGCUCUUCAGUAGUCGAGUUGGCUGCGGGAGCCGGAGCCAUUUGGCUGAGCCAUUUGGCCCAGCGUAUGCACUGGCACUGGGAAGGGGAUCCAGAAGCGGUAGCUGAAGGAGAGACUGUCCCGCCUCAAAACUACAGCAAGUCUCAUUCUCUCUGUCUCCAAAUAAAAGCAGAGGAAGAAGAAGACAACUGAGUGUUCAGGAUCAAGUGGAUUCGCUGGAUUCAAGUAACCCAGAGUCAGAGACAAGGUCCUCUUUGGUUUCACCUCCCCAUCUCCAGGCAGAUAUUUAGAUGAUGAGUUAACGGGAUGGGGCUGGACAGGAGAGGAAGCAGACUGGAUUUGUAUAUUUGCAUAAGAUAUCUUGAGUGUCCCUCUCCACACACAGGUCACAGCCUGUAGAGCCCUUCAUGUGUUCUGAAAUGUGUAGAUUGUUUUACGGUGACUUGUGUGCUGCUUAAAAAUCACAUUUAUCCAACCUACUUGGGACAUGUGAUCCUUAAUAGGUCUGUGUAGUUUCCUGCUUCUCUGGUAUAAUAAAUAAAGUUAUGCGGAUGGCUUGCUGUGUUUGCAUG